ACACCGAGCAUCGCCGUGUGAGCAUCAUCAUCAUCAGCAACCCGAGCAAUAUGCAACUAAACUCCUCAUCGUUUCAUCCUCAUCAUUUUACUUGCGACACGACCAGAUACUCCGAAGAGCAAGUUGCAUGCAUUUGUGAAGCAUUGUCAAAUGAUGCGAGGAAGUUGUCUCAAUUUGUUUGGACUGUGCUGGAACGAGAUGAGAUGAGAAACAAUCAGUAUAUUCUAAAAGCUCAAGCUUUUUUGGCGUUUCACUCAAAUAACUUUAAAGAACUAUACCGCAUAAUCGAAUCUCAUCAUUUUGCAUCUGAGCAUCACUUGCCUCUCCAAGAGUGGUGGCUCAAUGCUCAUUACCACGAAGCUGAAAAAAUCCGCGGACGCCAACUUGGAGCUGUUGGAAAAUACAGGAUUCGAAGGAAAUAUCCACUUCCAAGAACUAUUUGGGAUGGCGAGGAGACUAGUUAUUGUUUUAGAGAUAAAUCUCGAGUACUUCUUCGUGACUGGUAUUGCCGGAAUUCAUAUCCAAGUCCAAGAGAGAAAAGGGAGUUGGCUGAAAAGACACAUCUGACAGUGACCCAAGUAUCUAAUUGGUUUAAGAAUAGAAGGCAAAGGGAUAGAGCUGGAGUUCCUGAGCCAAAAGAUUGUCUGAAAGAUAUUAGUGAAGAAGAAGAUCUGAAAUUAAUUCGGAAAACUGCAUCAAAACUUUCCAAUUCAUUCCAUAAUCCAUCAGAUUUGUCUUCCUACUCUGCUGCAGCUGCCGCCGCAACAUUUCCCGGUUUUUAUAUGAAUUACAAUGAUAUGAUGAUUGGCGCUGGUACCUCUUAUCAAUCUUUAUAAUGUUUAUUUUCUAUGUAAUUUCUAAUAAAGUCCCUCAAUAAAAU
Caenorhabditis elegans is the source of this 880-nucleotide messenger RNA. It is a transcript of the gene ceh-33, whose product is annotated as Homeobox protein ceh-33. Gene Ontology annotation, biological process: regulation of DNA-templated transcription. The transcript is spliced from 6 exons. The record is from RefSeq and is marked reviewed. Gene Ontology annotation, cellular component: nucleus. Bases 51 to 836 code for a protein of 261 amino acids. NCBI's taxonomy places the organism in Eukaryota, Metazoa, Nematoda, Chromadorea, Rhabditida, Rhabditidae. Gene Ontology annotation, molecular function: DNA binding; DNA-binding transcription factor activity, RNA polymerase II-specific.